This is a messenger RNA of Schistocerca piceifrons (Central American locust), 637 nucleotides long. It is a transcript of the gene Sec61beta, whose product is annotated as protein transport protein Sec61 subunit beta. Gene Ontology annotation, cellular component: Sec61 translocon complex. The transcript is spliced from 4 exons. The record is from RefSeq and is a predicted model, not a curated record. Gene Ontology annotation, biological process: intracellular protein transport. The coding region runs from base 159 to 455 and encodes 98 amino acids. NCBI's taxonomy places the organism in Eukaryota, Metazoa, Arthropoda, Insecta, Orthoptera, Acrididae.
UCACCGAUUUGGAGGAAGUUGGGCGACGUGAAAGCGGUGUAGUCUUUGACGUGUCCACGACUCCACGCCAAGAGGUAGAAAAGUGGUGUGCGGACUGAUUGGGUGUUUCGUGGGGACGUGGAAUCUGAACUUUUUAGAAUUCUUAGAGAAAAGGCGCAAUGCCAGCAGCACCGAGUUCUACAUCUGUUGGAGCUGGAAGUAGAUCACCAACAAAAGCUGUUGCCCCCAGAGCAGGAAGCGGAGGGACAGUAAGGCAACGUAAAACCACAUCCAGCACAGCAUCAUCAGGACGUAGCCGGAAUCAAGGACCAGGAAGUGGAGGCAUGUGGAGGUUCUACACAGAUGACUCUCCUGGAAUAAAAGUGGGCCCUGUCCCAGUGCUCGUCAUGUCACUGCUAUUCAUUGCCUCCGUUUUUAUGCUGCACAUAUGGGGAAAGUACACAAGAAGCACAUAAAAUGAGAGAGAUGCAGCAAGAAGGCAUUCUGGAUGCAGCAAGAAGGCAUUCUGUCUACAAACAAUUCCAGUCCAAUCAUGUACUGAUCAUUCCACGACAAACAUGUUAAAAUGUUCCAGUGUUAUUCCUCUUUUAUAUGUAGAGCAAAAUAAAUAAAAAAUAUAUAUAUUUAUGUUCAAAAA